Messenger RNA from Camelina sativa (false flax), 5418 nucleotides. The record is from RefSeq and is a predicted model, not a curated record. NCBI's taxonomy places the organism in Eukaryota, Viridiplantae, Streptophyta, Magnoliopsida, Brassicales, Brassicaceae.
CAACACAAAGCCGUAAGUCAGCAAAUCGGGGCUCAGAUCAGAUGUGUCUUUCUUCUUCUUCUUCCGUAGAGUGACUCUGAACAUCAAAUUCACAACAACAACAACAAAAAAAAAACAAAAGAAAAAUCAUUUUCUCCUUCUUACUUCAUGGUAGCUCACCUCUAAGAGACGAGAACAGCGUCGGUUUAAAGAGUUCUUCUGCGUUUCACUCGCCAUGGCUCAGAAGCCGGCGGAACAGUUGAAUGAGUUCGGAUCGAAACUUGACCUAACUCCUGUUUCGAAAGAUUCGUUGCUCAAACUCUUAAAGGAAUCUGCUGUUUGUCUUUCUGAGUUGGAGCAGUCUCCACCACCUGCAGUGCUCAAUUGCAUUCAGCCUUUCCUUGAUGCAGUUAUUAAACCUGAUAUUCUCAACCAUCAAGACAAGGAUGUCAAGCUUCUGGUUGCAAGCUGCAUUUCUGAGAUUACUCGUAUCACAGCACCUGAAGCGCCUUACACUGAUAAUAUUAUGAAGGAUAUUUUUCAACUGAUUGUGAGUGCUUUUACUGGGUUGAAUGAUGUCAGUGGUCCAUCAUUUGGAAGGAGGGUUGUCAUUUUAGAAACGGUUGCAAAGUACAGGUCAUGUGUUAUGAUGUUGGAUCUUGAAUGUGAUGAUCUGGUGAAACAAGUGUUUACUACAUUUCUUGAUGUUGCUAGAGAUGACCAUCCAGAGAUUGUUUUCUCAUCAAUGCAAAACAUUAUGAUUGUUCUUUUAGAAGAAAGUGAAGAUGUGCAGGAGCAUCUUUUACUAAUUUUACUCUCUAAAUUGGGCCGGAAUAGAAGUGAUGUUACAGAUGCUGCAAGAAGACUUGCUAUGAAAGUCAUAGAGCAGUGUGCGCCCAAAGUUGAAUCUGACAUAAAGCAGUUCCUAAUCUCUUCAAUGUCUGGAGAUAGCCGAUUUUCCAGCAGUCAAAUUGACUACCAUGAGGUUAUCUAUGAUUUGUACCGCUGUGCUCCUCAGGCCCUAUCCGGAGUUGCGCCGUAUCUCACUGGAGAGCUUUUGGCUGAUAAACUGGAUACUCGUUUGAAAGUGGUUGGAUUGGUUGGAGAGUUGUUUUCCUUGCCUGGACGUGUCAUCUCCGAAGAGUUCGGUUCCAUUUUUUCGGAGUUUCUGAAAAGGCUGACCGAUAGGGUUGUUGAAGUUAGGAUGGCCAUCCUUGACCAUAUUAAGAACUGUUUGCUCUCGGACCCUUUGAGAGCUGAGGCUUCUCAAAUUAUAUCUGCUCUCUGUGACCGACUCUUGGAUUAUGAUGAAAACAUCCGCAAACACGGUGUUGCUGUUAUUUGUGAUGUGGCUGUGAGUGCAUUGACGUCGAUUCCAGUUGACACCUUGAAGUUGGUUGCUGAACGGCUUCGAGACAAAGCUAUACUCGUAAAAACAUACACAAUGGAAAGGUUGACUGAGUUGUUCCGGGUAUAUUGCUUACGGUGUGCUGAUGGGAAGGUAGGCACUGGUGAUUUUGAUUGGAUUCCUGGAAAAAUCUUGAGAUGUCUUUAUGACAAAGAUUUCAGAUCAGAUACAAUCGAAUAUAUUCUAUGCAGUUCACUGUUUCCUAGUGGUUUCUCUGUAAGAGAUAAAGUUAAGCAUUGGAUACAAAUCUUUUCUGGGUUUGACAAAGUGGAGACCAAAGCAUUUGAGAAAAUACUGGAGCAAAGACAAAGGAUACAACAAGAAAUGCAAAGAUAUUUGUCAAUCAAGCAGACCCAACAGAGUGCUGAUGCUCCUGAUGUUCAGAAAAAAAUCCUAUUUGGAUUCAGAGUUAUGUCACGUGCAUUUUCCGACCCCCCAAAGACUGAGCAAAACUUUUUAAUUCUUGAUCAACUGAAAGAUGCUAAUAUCUGGAAAAUUUUGACCAAUCUGCUUGAUCCAAACACUGGCAUAAUGCAAGCGUACAGGAUUCGAGAUGAUAUGCUUAAAAUACUCUCUGAGAAGCAUUCUCUCUAUGAAUUCCUCAGCACUCUCUCUAUAAAGUGUUCUUAUCUGCUAUUCAGCAAGGAAUAUGUGAAGGAGAUAUUAGCGGAAGUAUCUGCUAGAAAGUCUUCUAAAAAUGUAUUGGGGAUCCAAUCUUGCAUGGACUUCUUAGGGCUCCUGGCAUCUUUCUGUCCAUCAUUGUUUGAUGGUGCUGAAGAAGAACUGAUAAGUUUCCUGAAAGAUGAUGAUGAAAUGAUAAAGGAGGGUACUCUAAAAAUUCUGGCAAAAGCAGGUGGUACUAUUCGGGAGAAUCUCAUUGUUGUAGCAAGUUCUGUGGACCUUUUACUAGAGAGGAUUUGUGUAGAAGGAAACCGCAAGCAAGCUAAGUAUGCUGUGCACGCACUAGCAUCAAUAACUAAGGAUGAUGGCCUGAAGUCGCUCUCCGUUCUGUACAAGAGACUCGUGGACAUGCUGGAGGACAAGAGACAUCAGCCAGCUGUUCUUCAGUGUCUUGGAUGCAUCGCGCAGAUUGCGAUGCCAGUCUAUGAGACUAGGGAAAGCGAAGUAGUUGAGUUUAUUAGAAGCAAAAUUCUGAAGCUCCAAAGUGAAACUGUAGAUGAUAAAAAAUUAUCAUGGGAUGACAAAAGUGAAAUUUGUCAACUGAAGAUUUAUGGGAUCAAGACGUUGGUUAAGAGCUACUUGCCUUUUAAGGAUGCUCAUCUUCGUGCGGGUGUUGAUGACCUUCUUGGAUUACUAAAAAACAUUCUUUCCUUUGGGGAAGUAUCUGAGGAUCUAGAAUCAAGUUCUGUUGACAAGGCCCAUUUGAGACUUGCUGCUGGAAAGGCAGUCCUCCGCCUUUCUAGACAUUGGGACGAUAGGAUACCUAUAGAGAUCUUUCAUUUAACUUUAAAAACCCCCGAGAUACCAUUUCCGACAGCUAAGAAAAUAUUCCUCGGGAAAAUUCAUCAGUAUGUAAAGGAUCGGGUUUUGGAGACAAAGUAUGCCUGUUCAUUCCUUUUUGAUAUCACUGGAUCAAAUGUUCUCGAAUCAGAAGAGGAGAAACACAACCUAGCUGAUAUAAUACAGCAUUCUUAUCAAACAAAAGUGCGGAAAAUUUCUUCUCAGACUGAUGCAAAUUCAGUUACUCUCCACCCUCAUCAUAUCCUUCCUUAUCUGGUUCACACACUUGCACAUCAUUCUUGUCCUGAUGUUGAGAAUUGCAAAGACGUGAAGGAAUAUGAAAUGAUAUAUCGCCAAUUAUACUUGAUCAUUUCUAUGUUGCUCCAUAAAGAGGAAGACGGGAAGGCUGAAGAUAUUGACAAGGAACAGGAGUUUCACACCAUUAUUUUUAUCUUACAUAGUAUAAAACAGUCAGAAGAUGUCACUGAUGCAACAAAGUCAAAGAACUCACAUGCGAUCUGUGAGCUUGGGCUGUCAAUAAUCAAUCACUUAACUCAGAAAGAUCCUGAUCUACAAGGGGCGAUCACACCUGUACCACUGCCUGCGACGCUUUACAAACUUCCGGAAAAGGUUGAAGGUGACAAGUCUGAGGUAGGUGAGGAGAAAUUGUGGCUAGCUGAUGAGACUGUCCUGGCACACUUCAGGGAUCUCAAGUUGGAGAGUCAUGCUGAUGCAUCUGUGAUACCCCAAACUUCAGAAGAGGAGGUUAUGAUUGAUGGGGAAAGUGAUGGGAAUGAAAUUCCUCUGGGUAAAAUUGUAGAGCGUUUGAGAGCUCAGGGAACCAAGACUAGAAAGGGCAAAAAGAGUAAAUCUGUACCAGCUGAAGAUGAAAAUGGUAAAAAUGAUGUCGAUGUUUUGAAGAUGGUGAGAGAGAUAAAUCUCGAUCACUUGCAAAUGCUGAAUAAAUUUGAAUCCAGUAAUGGACACAAACAUUCCACUGGUGAUGCAACAUCAGUAGUUUCAGUCCCUAAGCGCCGGAGGUCAUCUUCUGGCCAUAGUCCUUUCAAGUUCUCAAAUAGUGGUCCUAAAGUUCCACUGAAAGCUUCUGAGGAAGAGUUGCAUCAAGAGAGAGACAUGGACACAAAUGUCUCUUUGGACUCGCACGACGAAAAUUCAGACCAAGAGAAAAUAUUAGAAAGCAUCUCUCCCCGAAAGAGAAAGAAGAGCUUAUCAUCGAAAUUAAAAUUUACAGAAUCUGAUUGGGCUCACACAGAUCUCGACAUUCAAAGCGAAGGUGGCAACUACAGUGAGAGGAGUAGGUCAGCAGAAAGUGGUGAUAGCAAAUUGAAGUCUGCCUCUGGAUCAAUGAAGAAGCGAAAAAGAAAAAACAUGUCAGGACUGGCUAAGUGCUCUACAAACGAAAGUAAAUUGGCAAAUGACGAACUAAUUGGUUGCAGAAUAGAAGUAUGGUGGCCUAUGGAUAAACGGUUUUAUGAAGGGACAGUAAAAUCUUAUGAUUCCACAAAACAGAGACAUGUGAUACUUUACGAGGAUGGAGAUGUUGAAGUACUGAACCUAGAUAAAGAACGGUGGGAGCUCAUAGACACCGGUGGAAAGCCCGCAAAGAAGUCCAGAACAUCAAAGGGAAGUUCUAAUAAGAAAAGAUCUUCUGAAAGUAAGCCUAAGAAUUCGGAUGGGCUACAGAGGGAUGAAGACCCAAUUACCACUACGCCAAAAGGGAAAAGAACUCCAAAGAGAAACCUAAAACAUGCCGACCCAAAAGGCAAACCAAGAAGUCUCUCUUUAGAACAUGAGAAAUUAGAGAGCAGAAAUAAGAAAAGACGCUCUUCUGCCACGCCAGUAGGUGAAGUUGCUGGUAAGAAAAAAGGAAAAAAAAUGAAUACGGGUUCAGAAGCAGGGAUAGAAUAUAGUGGGGAUGCUGGCGAAGAGAAAUCAGAGUCUGAAGGAAAGUCAUUGAAAGAAGGCGAGGAUGAGGAGGAAGUUGUAAACAAGGAGGAAGUUAUACAGGAUGCAAAAACAGAGUCAAGUGGGGACGCUGAGGGGAAAGAAGCUGAACAUGACAACUCAGAUACUGAAGGGAAACAAGAAAACAAUGAAAUGGAGACUGAGGCUGAAGACGAUGCUGAGACUUCUGACAAUGAGACUCUUGGAGCGUGGAAAAGUAAAGUGGGUAAGUCGAGCUCGAGGAAAGCAACAUAAUGUAGAAGAAAUUCUCGCAAAGGAGUUGCGGUGUUUGUUCUCGAGUAUUGGUGGUGUCUGGAUUGCUGUGGUGUAUAUGUGGUAAAAGUGUGAGAUUUGUAGGGUUAGUGAUACAUACUUGUUCUAACCACCAUGAUGGAAUGAAUAAAUAGGCAGAAGAUGCUCCUCCAGAAGCUUAUGUGGUCAUAUGUAUUGUAGCCUCUGUGUGUGUUUUAUUUGUAGGGUUGUUUUUUUUGUUUCUUUGUUUCUGUAAUAUUUACAACUUACAUUCCUUAACCCAAAGUACACUAUAUUCUCUUAUGGACUUAAUUACUUUGCCACUUUUCUUCACUGUAAACUUCUUUCUUUUA